Molecule: messenger RNA, 1553 nt
Organism: Periconia digitata
Lineage: Eukaryota; Fungi; Ascomycota; Dothideomycetes; Pleosporales; Periconiaceae
Source: the annotation of a GenBank genome assembly
UGACUACCCGUGCCCUUACCUAUUUCGAUAUCACGUCGCGCAGCCAAUGAGUGCAACGCAUUAUGCCUUCGUUUAAUGUUAUCUCCCCAUAAUACAUACCUGUUGUGUGGGUUUGGGCGCAAAGCGCAUUGAUGGUUUGCUGUAAGCGCGCUUUCGGGGUAAUUCUUGUCAGUCGGGGUACGUACGAAUGCUCGUUUCGGGCUGUGCUGUGCUGUGCUUUGCUGUGCUGUGUAGGCUUGGGUUCGUAUCAGUAUUUUUUUGGAGGUGGGUUUGCAUGUAGGGGCCUCAGGAUGAUGGAUAUAAGGGUGGGUUGUGUUGCCUUCUGGAGAAUUCAUCAUCACACAACAACUCUCCACAACAACAACCACAACCACAACAAUAAACAUCUUCUAUUGCUGUUCUCCUUUUCUUCCAUAACUGUUUCCUUGAGUUUUUGUAUCACAAAGGGUCCGAUUCUUUAAUCCGCCCCCUUUCGAGUUCUUGCUUACGACACUUUCGCUGUCACGAUCUCAUAAGAGCAUCUCAACGACCCUCACCAUAACCGGAUCCUCAUCUCAAAAGAUCCUCACAUCCUCUCUUAUCAUCUAAUCAACAACCCCGCAACCAUGAGUCCCCCACCCCGAGUAGACGUCUCCCCACUCUGCGACUCCGUAACCCCAGAGUGUCCCGUUGAAGGAACACUGUACGGCUACACUCCCUCUCUCGCCUGGAACGCCUUCUUUGCCGGCUUCUUCGGUCUCUGCUGCCUCAUCCAACUCGGCUUUGGAAUCCGCUACAAAACCUGGACCUACAUGAUCGGUGUCGGUCUAGGUUGUUUCGCAGAAUGUGUGGGCUACAUCGGCCGUCUCAUGAUGCACAACAACCCUUACAACGAGAUUGGCUUCCAGAUCCAGAUCGUGCUGCUCAUCUUUGCGCCUGCGUUCUUGGCUGCGGGUAUCUACCUGACGCUGAAGCAUCUCGUGAUCCAGUUUGGCGAGAGCUGGAGUCGUUUGAGACCGGCUUGGUAUACCUAUGUGUUCAUUGCAUGCGACAUCAGUAGUUUGGCGUUGCAGAGUGCUGGUGGUGCUAUCGCGGCUACUUCUGAUGAGGAGAGCGCGAGGGACAAUGGAACAAACAUUAUGAUUGCUGGUAUCAUCUGGCAGGUUGUUGUCCUCGUCAUCUUCGGUGCCAUUGCCGGCGAAUACGCAUUCCGUACCUACCGCCGCAGAGCCUCGCUUUCGCAAUCCGCUCUCAGCCUUCUCGCAGACACAAAGUUCCGUCUUUUCCUCGGUGCUGUGGGCGUGGCUUAUCUUACCAUCUUUGUGCGUUGCGUGUACCGCAUUCCUGAAUUGCUCGGCGGAUGGGGUGGCGACCUGAUGCGUGUCGAGAGCGAGUUCAUUGCGCUUGAGGGUUGGAUGAUUGUUUUGGCUGUCCUGGCACAAACUGUGUUCCAUCCUGGUUACUGCUUCCCACCCAUGUCUGGACGCAAGAACGGUGGUCAGUUCAGGAAAGCACUCAGUGUUGAUGAGUCCAACAGUGAUGUGGAGAUGAUGGGACGGGCGAACCAUGCUUAA